Molecule: messenger RNA, 3281 nt
Organism: Nothobranchius furzeri (turquoise killifish)
Lineage: Eukaryota; Metazoa; Chordata; Actinopteri; Cyprinodontiformes; Nothobranchiidae
Gene: plp1a
Product: proteolipid protein 1a
Biological process (GO): central nervous system myelination; axon development
Cellular component (GO): plasma membrane; myelin sheath
Molecular function (GO): structural constituent of myelin sheath
Source: RefSeq, a predicted model, not a curated record
CUUUCCAUGCAGAUCACCGCCAACAAUGAACUGACAAUCUGCAAGUGUAAGGACCCUGGCCUCCUUAUUAUUCCCGUCCCUGAAGUUGAUUGAAAAGCGACAUUGUUUCUUUAAGAUUGCAUUUGCAGUCACCAGCGGCUCUGUCCAUUAUUGUUGUUGAUGGGGGAGAAGGGAACACCAAGCUCAGAUUGAUAUACGAGCGGCCGAACGAGAGAGAGGCGCAUAAUCAUCCAGCUGCGGUGCAGGCGGAGGUAUAAUCAACAGGUCCUGAACGCAUCCUUCCAGACAUGGGUUGCUAUGACUGCUGUGUGCGCUGCUUGGGCGGGGUGCCAUAUUGCUCCCUUGUUGCCACGUUGCUCUGCUUCUCUGGCAUCGCCCUGUUCUGCGGCUGCGGUCAUCAGGCGCUCACAGAAACCGAGAGGCUCAUCGAGACGUACUUUGCCCGUAACCUUCAGGACUACAUCACCCUCGCCUACAUCAUUCAAUAUUUCCAGUAUGUCAUCUAUGGCUUGGCCUCCUUUUUCUUCCUCUACUGCAUCAUGCUGCUGGCUGAGGGCUUCUACACCACAAGCACUGCCAAGCAAACCUUUGGAGAGUUCAGAAGCACCAUGUGUGGCCGCUGCCUCAGCUCCUCGUUUAUAGUGAUGACAUAUGUGCUUGCUGUGCUGUGGCUGUUGGUGUUUGCUUUGUCUGCCUUGCCGGUCUACUUCUUCUACAACAUGGAUGCAACGUGCCACACCAUUGAUGUUCUGACGGAGACGCCAGCAAGUAUCAACCAGCUCUGUGUUGAUGCAAGACAAUACGGACUCUUGCCAUGGAAUGCUGUACCAGGGAAAGCGUGUGGCAUGACGCUGUCCAACGUCUGCAAAACCAGAGAGUACCGGAUGACCUAUGACUUGUACAUCGCUGCCUUUGCCGGUGCAGGCAUCACUCUCCUGGCCCUGCUGACCUAUACUGUGUCAACCACCUAUAACUGUGCGGUUCUGCGGUAUCUUGGAAGAAAGGGCAUAGGUCCAAGGUGUUAGGCACCCAGCUUCCUGUCUGCUCUGUCACCACUUCACCAUCAACAAGGGGAGCUAGAGGGAUGGAGACACCUUUGUCCUUUCAUUUCAGCUGCACAAAAUCACCAUGGACUCAUUAAAACUGCGUUUAUAUUUUGACUUUUUGUGAACAAAUUUGCGUUUCUGUUUUCUGGAUGAGACUGUAUUCUUUCGCCUAUAGAUGAGUUGUAUUUUCUUUGUGAAAUCACUGUUAAUUUAGUCAUAACUGGUAAAUAAUAUCUAAAACUUUCUACCUCCCACUUGAAGUAGCAGUUCAGAUAAUUUAAAGUGGAUUUCUGUGGAAAGAUUGUGACAUAUUUUAACAGCUGUAGAUGGCUCUAUGAACAGCCUCAGUUUGGAGAAAUGCAUACUUUUGAUAGUAAUCAAAAGGCUAAACGACUUGGCAGUGCUGUCUAAAAACAACUCCAAUCUCAAAAUGUUUGAGUGAACACUAGUUUGUAAACCUCUAGAUUCCAUAUUUAAAGGCUACUUUUAGUCGUUUUGAAUGGAAUUUUGCAUUGAAGCUGGCUGUGCAUUUAUCAGUGACUAUUCUUGUAUUGUUAAACUGGUGGAAAGGUCUCAAAACUGGUGUUUGCAUCAACCCCGGCUCUUCUUAGGUCAGCUGUUUUAAGAUGCAAGUCCACUUUGUAUGUGGCCUCACUGUAACUCACCGUUAAACUGAUAUUUCACCAAACUGAGGUCAUUCAAACUGGUAAAAUAUUAAUCAUCUUUACACAAUAAUAAUUUCCAUAGAUUUUAAGUUGUCACUAACUCAAACUAAUGAGUUAAAAAAUGCAACAAAUGGUUUUCAGUCUGUAGCACGCACAAGCAGAAUGCGGCUGCUGUGCAGGAAAGGGAUGAAAGGUUACCGUGGAUACCACCCCUCACAUCUGGUUGCUAUGGGGGCAGACAAGCAUGCAAAUGCUGUCUCACACUGACCUCGGGACUUUUCUCACGGGUCGGGGGGAAAAGCCACGACAAUGCAGUCAUGUCUGUUUUGAAACGUUAGCCAAUCAGACGCCGGUUCCUGAGAGCCACCUGCACCGAAAGUCUGCAGAAGGGUUAAAUUACGUGUCAAAGGAGAGGGCCUGCUGGACAAAGAGAGGGUUAGACCUCUGAAGCCUGAAUGCAGCUCUUCUGGGACCACAUCCACAUGCUGCUGCCUGAGCCCCCAGACUCCUCUCUAAUAAUGGAAAAGGUGGACUCGGAGAGGAGGAACGGAAGGAAUUUUAGAUCGUUUUCACUAGUUUUGUUACUGGCAAAGGGGACGGGGUUGUUUGGAUCCACCGAGGUCUGAAACUGUUUGAGAUGGCAGAAGCACCAGGUGCUAAUUUAUGAAGUAAGCUCGUGAUAAAAACCACAGCUGGGGUGUUCUUCGUGUGUGACUGCAGUGCUUUCAUGGAGAAAAAGCAAGUUUGGCUUUUAAUUCUUUAGGGAUUUUUUGGUAGUUAUUGUAUAACACGCUACGUAUAGCUACAUUUGCUAACACUUUUAACUUAAACUGUUACUGUAAAAUUUGCUGCAUAAGCAGCGUACCGUUAUGUUUGACAGGGGGCUGGUAGACGUGUGUUUAAGAUUAGAAAAUCAACAGUUUUUGUACGUUUGUGUCUUUGGAGUCUGCGACAACGGUGACCGUUUCCUGUUCCUGGCUCCCUGCUACACACGGGGGUUCAGGUGUGCUGUCAGACGUUUUGUCUCCUCUCUCCUUGUGUCCACAGGUGCACUGUUGCCUGCACUUGGCCGUGUACCAGGUGUACCUGAAGAUGCUGAGGCACAGGGUGAAAGAGGAGAGGAGGGGCUUUGACCUGUACACGAGGAUGCAGGGGGACAAAGGAGGGACGCUGCUGUCCCCGUACUCCACGUUCAACACUCCCUGAUGGGGCUCGUGUUUCACAGCAGCAGCAGCACUAAAACCAACAAUUGUUUAGUUAUUCAUCUAAAUGUAGACUUUUGUAAGGCGUUCCAGCCUGACGGCCAUAUUGCUCAUCCGACUCCCUUUGAUUUUAUGUUGAAUGUUAGUGUUAUGCAGCUGAAGUUGUAAAUUGGAACAAAUGCUGUUGGAAACUUUGCUUUGUUAAAAUCUGGGCUCAGUAGUUUAUUUCAUGUAAUGUGAUUCGAGGGAAUUCCAAUUAGAUUUAGAAAGAAGACAGACAUGAUGAAUUUUUUAUGCCCAGUUCUGAUUUCAAGUGUGCAAUGCAUGACUUUAAUGUGAAAAUAAAAAUGCAAUGUUUGAUCUUUGAA